Messenger RNA from Saccostrea cuccullata (small rock oyster), 1757 nucleotides. RefSeq names its product caspase-8-like. Bases 76 to 1728 code for a protein of 550 amino acids. The transcript is spliced from 8 exons. The record is from RefSeq and is a predicted model, not a curated record. Gene Ontology annotation, molecular function: cysteine-type endopeptidase activity; protein binding. NCBI's taxonomy places the organism in Eukaryota, Metazoa, Mollusca, Bivalvia, Ostreida, Ostreidae. Gene Ontology annotation, biological process: proteolysis; regulation of apoptotic process.
AGUUUAGUCUUAGUAUCAUCCUUACCUGUAAGACAUCUAAAAAUUACGUAAAGCAAAGACUGGGAAUCAUCUAAGAUGCCACAAUCUGGUGAUUUCCGAGCAACAUUACUAGAUAUCGAUGCUCAUCUGGAUUCUAGUGACCUGGAACUUCUAAAGUUUCUUUGUAAAGACAUUAUUCCAUUCAGUGUUCUUGAUAAAUGUAGGAGGAGUCUGGAUGUGUUUGCUAAUUUAGAACAAAAAGGGAAGCUCAGAGAGGAAGACUCCAAAUUUUUACAAGAAUGUUUCCACUACAUGCAGAGAAAAGAUUUAAUCAGAAAACUAGGUGGAGAUCCACAAAGGCUUGAGAAGAAGAUAAAAGCUGAUGGACCUAGUCAGCUAACUGAAUUUAGGGUUUUACUUUUUGAAAUUUCUGAGGACUGUGGCAAUGAGGAAUUUGAAGCCAUGAAAUUUUAUUCACGGACAACUUUGCAGAUGACCAAGAAAAUGCUGAAUAAAGUGACAACAUGUUUAAGUUUGUUCAACGUCCUGGAAAAAGAAGAGCUGUUGACCCCAAUUCAAGUCAAAACAAUGGAGCAACUCAUUGAAACAACUGGAGAUGAAGAAUUAUUAGAUCUUCUCUACAAAUACAAAAACAAAAAUUUAGUUGCCUGUCCAUCUGAUGAAGUACCAGGGAUGAAGUUGAACUUACACAUAAGUAACCACCCAGACUCCACCCCAGUGGUGCCACAAGAACAUCAGGAACCACCACAGAACCACACUGCUCAGUCAGAGAGAGCUGGUCCACAAAUGGCUGCCUAUCCAUCUCUGUCUUCCAUGAACCCUCCAGCACAAGAUGCCAUGGAUACAUUGUUGUCAAGGCAAGGGUCAGUUGUCCAGUCGCCCCAGGAAGACCAAGACUCAUUGGAUAGUUUUAGUUACUACAAAAUGACAGCAAAGCCCAGAGGUUACUGUAUCAUUAUCAAUAAUAAAAUCUUCCGUGGACAGACAGAUCUGAGAGAGAGAGCAGGAACAGAUAUAGAUGAAGAGAAACUCGAAGAAACUUUUGGAAACUUCUUGGAAUUUGACGUUCAGAUAUUCAGAGAUUGCACUUGUGAAGAAAUCAGGAAAGUCUGCCAGGAUUAUUCAAGAAAAGAUCACAGCCAAUUUGACAGCCUAGUUGUGUGCAUUCUGUCCCAUGGAACAACAGGAGCUGUGUAUGGUUCAGACAGCCAGAGCAUUCCUAUCCGAGAUAUAACCUCCUAUUUUACUGCCUCACAGUGCCCCACUCUGGCUGAUAAACCAAAACUUUUCUUUUUUCAAGCAUGCCAAGGGCUUGUUCAUCAGUCAGGUCUGCAUAACACAAGAACCACUAGAAUUGUUAGUCCAGGUAUACAGACAGACACACAGUAUGAACACCCGAGACCUGAGGAACCCCCUGAGGGGGCCAGCCCUGCCCCUCCCCGCAGCGUGAUCCCUGAUGAGUCUGACUUCCUGUUGGGGUAUGCCACGGUCCCAGGUUAUGUGUCCUAUAGAAGUAGGUCAGCUGGAUCCUUCUAUAUCAACACACUCGUGGAGAAAUUGAAGAAAUAUGCUCUUGGUCAAAGGAGCUCUGAUCUGAUGUCCAUUCUGACAGAAGUUAAUAAUGCCGUGAGCGAUCUCCAUUAUAGUGAUGAACAAGGAGCACUGUAUAAGCAGGUCCCAGCACCCCAGUUUACCCUGCGCAGGAGAGUCCACUUUGAUAAAUGCUAGCUAUGAGAGCAGACUAGCAGUUUUUAUAU